Messenger RNA from Cynoglossus semilaevis (tongue sole), 3012 nucleotides. Its product is annotated as adenosine receptor A1-like. Gene Ontology annotation, molecular function: G protein-coupled adenosine receptor activity. Bases 326 to 1348 code for a protein of 340 amino acids. Gene Ontology annotation, cellular component: plasma membrane; synapse; dendrite. Gene Ontology annotation, biological process: G protein-coupled adenosine receptor signaling pathway. The record is from RefSeq and is a predicted model, not a curated record. The transcript is spliced from 3 exons. Lineage: Eukaryota; Metazoa; Chordata; Actinopteri; Pleuronectiformes; Cynoglossidae.
CUAGUUUUUGUUCUCAGAGCAGAGCGCAGUAAAGUCGCUCCAGGAAGCAGUGACUCAUUCAGUAUUCCUCGGAACAGUCGCCUCGGCGGCGCGCAUGGAGACCAAGUUCUGCGUCGGGUGCGCAGCUCACUGUCCUGACUAAGAACCCGGAUUAUUUCAGAACAACAGAUCAAACCUCGCCCUCUCCCUUGGACAUGUAACGUGAAAAGCCCGAGCCGGUGGAUUGUUAUUUCGCACUAAACUUACACAGGGAACCCCCUCCACGCGUGUUGGUCCGCUGAGCGCACAUACUGAUCCAGCAGCAGCAGCAGCGGCAGCGGUCGUCAUGACUUCAGCUCUGUCGGCCACCAAAGCUUUCUACAUUGGGAUGGAGGUGGUGAUCGCCGUGUCCUCGGUCAUUGGGAACGUGAUGGUGGUGUGGGCCGUGCGCAUUAACAGGUCUCUGAGAGACACCACCUUUUACUUCAUCGUUUCCCUGGCCUUGGCUGACAUUGCAGUCGGGGCUCUGGUCAUUCCCCUCGCCAUCACCAUCACCGUGGAACUCAGGACGCACUUCUACAGCUGCCUGCUGGUCACCUGCACGGUGCUGGUCCUCACACAAAGUUCUAUACUGGCGCUGCUGGCCAUCGCUAUCGACCGCUACCUGAGAGUUAAGAUACCCAUGAGCUACAAGCGGGUCGUGACCCCUCAUCGAGCUGGCAUGGCUGUGCUGUUGUGCUGGCUGGUGUCAAUCAUAGUGGGCCUCACGCCGAUGUUCGGUUGGAACACUCUGCAGCGCCUUCAGGAAAAUGGAUCACUGAAUAGCAGUGACCUGACUGUGAUCUGUGAGUUUGAGACAGUCAUCAGCAUGGACUACAUGGUCUACUUCAACUUCUUCAGCUGGGUGCUGCCUCCUCUACUGCUCAUGUUGGCCAUUUAUGUUGAGAUCUUCUACAUCAUUCACAAGCAGCUCGACAAAAAGGUGACAGCAAGCCACACAGAUCCACGACGUUACUUUGGCAAAGAGCUGAAACUGGCCAAGUCCCUCGCCAUUGUCCUCCUCCUCUUCGCAAUCAGCUGGCUUCCACUUCACAUCCUUAACUGCAUCACUCUCUUCUGCCCUACGUGCCAAAAGCCUGUAUUCCUCAUAUACAUCGCCAUCAUCCUCAGCCACGGCAACUCUGCAGUCAAUCCCAUUAUUUAUGCAUUUCGUAUUAAAAAGUUCCGCAUGGCAUUCUGGAAAAUCUGGCAACAGUAUGUCCUUUGUUGCAAAGUGAUUGAGCGACUUCCUCAGAGACGCAGCUCCAGAGGACAGUGUCGCGAGAGUCGGCUGAGGCACCUUGAUGAUGAUGAUGAUGAUGAUGUGUGAGCCUUACAUUGCUGUUUGUUUGAUUCUAGUGGCUACAGAAUGAAACGGACACUAGAGGGAUCAGCGUUACCUCUAUGGUCAGUGGAUAACAGAUAACACAGAUGAAAGAACUUCAGCUUGGACUGAAGUCUUUUUUCCAGUCAGACUGGUAGUGAGGUGAACUUCGUCAAUUAGCCUGUGUCGAGAAUGAGGCUAAUUGUUUCACCACUAGCUGAUGAAGAAAAUAUGAUGAUCUUCAUGUUGUGUGGGAUGAGAUCAUCUGUUUCAAGUUGACCUAAACCUAGUACAGCAAGUAUAGUGUCUACUGUAUUUAUAGGAUCAAUAAUAAUAUUCUGUGUUUGUAAACUAUAUGAAAACUCGUGCAUUUCGUGUGAAUUCAGAUGCUGAUAAAUUUAAAAAAAGUGCUGCAGUUACUCAGCUAAUUUUCAGAGGCCUUAAACUACAAAAACUCAAAAUGAACAGAAUAUAUUAGACAUUGCCGCUAACAUAGUAAAUGAGUGAUGUAAUGAAGUACUGUAAUAGUAAUUUACCAACAGUGUUAGUGGCUAAAGUAACCAUGUUUUCUCAUGACUUUUACACAUGUUCUAUGGUGCUAGCUGGUUCUAUGGUAUUAGCUUGUGUCACUGUCAUUUCUUAAACAAGGUUAGAUUUCAGUGGUUUUCACAUUUCGUUGGGUCUGCGGCAGGAAGCUGAUAAGACACCAAAAGGGUUUCCCAAGCACACACAGUCACAUAGCCCUUCCACAAAACUCUAAAACCACCGGAAACAAUGAUAAACCUUCCAAUUUAAGUCCCACAGGGAAUCCCGGAGCCAUCCAUUCCUUUUAAUCUACAUGACCAUCUGUGGUUGACUGGACUUUAUGGCUCCGUCCACUUCCUUUGUGAUAACACCCUGCUCAUCAACAAAAGGUUCUUCCAACACUGCUGAAUCAUGGAACAGCAGUGCCAAAUAACGGCGACUGCAGGCAUAGCAUGAUACAAGAACAAUAAUAUGAUUGGCCACAAGAGGCCUAGCCUCUCUCUUCCAUUGGCCUACAAGAUUUAAACACACACCCGGGAAGUCGAAAACCACUCCCCCUAUACACAGGUAUACAAGUGUAAACAACUAAUGAUACUUUACUUAUUCUUGAGAAGUUUUAGUUCUUGGAUUUGCGUAUUAGUCAAAUAACUAAUGUGAAGGUCACACAAAGAUGGAAAGAUAUGACACAGGAUUACAGGAGAAUGAAUAAGAAGACAGGUGGUCGAGGAAAAACAAGUGUGUGUAAUUUUAUGUAAACACUGCCACCAGGAACUUCACACAUCAAUGUGCAGCCCUGCCAUUUCUCCCUCCUCACAUUCAUGUAAAACUCAUUUGUCAUGCGAUAUCAUUGUGAACUCCAACCAAAGGACUGAACUGUGCAACAACAACAAGAGCAUAGAAAAGAGGAUAUAAAACAGCACGUUUUUCUCUCUCAAUGCAACCGCAGCAUACGUCUUGUUUACAGAAUAGUUUAGAAACUCAAGGCUUAACAUGAUGCUUAAGUUUGUGUCAACAGUAAGCAUAUACUGUAAAUGAUGAUUAAAUUUACAGUGUUCCAAAUAAUUAUACCCUGUGGUUUUUAAUGGUUAUCUCUAAGAAAUCAAUGUGAUUAAAUUAUUAUUUUUUUUAUUUAAUUAAAAGAAGCC